This is a messenger RNA of Colletotrichum orchidophilum, 1389 nucleotides long. RefSeq lists its product as uncharacterized. The transcript has 2 exons. The record is from RefSeq and is a predicted model, not a curated record. Gene Ontology annotation, cellular component: ERMES complex; SAM complex. Gene Ontology annotation, biological process: protein insertion into mitochondrial outer membrane; establishment of mitochondrion localization; mitochondrial outer membrane translocase complex assembly. The coding region runs from base 1 to 1389 and encodes 462 amino acids. Lineage: Eukaryota; Fungi; Ascomycota; Sordariomycetes; Glomerellales; Glomerellaceae.
AUGCGCGAGUUCAUGAGCUACGUGCAGAGCGCGUUCUACGACGCCACCGGCUGGAACCGCGACAACUCAUACUCGUCGCUCAACGCAACUGCAGAUGCACUCCUCAACUUCCCGACACCGCAGGGCCUUCGCCUCACACUCUCCUCCCUCGCGACCCCUCACUUUGCGACAUCAUACCAGCUCGGCUCGGUAGGCGUGGUCGACGGGUCCAUCUCCUACCUCUACGCCUCCGUGCCCCUCCGCGCGCACCUCACCCCGCAAUCCGAUGCUAUACCGUUGCCGGCGUUGCUGCGCUCCUACCGCCCGCUCGCCGACCUCCCACAUCGAACCGUCACGAAGCCAUAUCCCCUCCUUAGCCCGGCCGCCGCCUCCCUGCUCUACGGCCGUCUGUACCUCCCCGAGUCUAUGCUUGAGGCCCUAGUUGUGAAGAGAAUAUCACCCGCGCUGCAGUUCCAGCUCAGCGCUGUCUCGGGAAAGUUUCUGCGCAACGGCGGCACGGUUCUGGGACUGGCUCAGUACGACGUCGGCAGGUACGUCAUUGAAGGUCUGGGCUCGUCCGACGGCGGUCUGCUUGGCUUCAGAGGCGCUUACAAUUUUGGUGGUGAUACGGACCACAUCCAAGCUUCCAGGCCAGGCAGGAAACCGAGCGGACACACCGACGAAGCCAAGGAACGCAUCUACGGACGCUUUAGCGCCGGCGGGGAGAUCUAUUAUGGCCUGCUGAACAAAUCUGGCGGCGUCAGUUUCGGAGGCCGUUUUGCGACGCUGCCGGAGCAUCGGGGUACUCCGCUGACGGCGACGAUGACGAUCAAUCCCCUGAUGGGCAACAUCAGCGCCAGCUAUGCGGUGGUGGCUGGCAAGCACUGCAGUCUCGCGACGAGGAUGGAUUUCAACGUAUACAGCUACGAGAGCGACUGGUCCGUGGGUAUGGAGCUGUGGCGCAAGAACCUGACCCGCAACCUCGAGCCUGCCCUCUCGGCCGAGAGCUUUGUCAAAAAGGACCGCAGUUUCCAGGCCAAGCUGGAGUGGAGGCUGGACGCGCCCGAGGCGCCAAAGCAGCCGACGCUUGUCGUCGAAGAAGAGCAGGGACGGAAGAAGAAGCCGAGCGAACGCAGCUUUCAGGCCAAGUUGGAGUGGAGAUUGGACGACAAUCGUGCGCUGGAUGGGACAAAGGAGGCGGCGGCGGCGGAUGCCGGCACGGUGGGAUCCAAGAGUGCGGACGAAUACGGCAGCGUCAUCAAGGCGCGGCUGGACCAGAACAUGAAGAUUGGGGUCUUGUGGGAGGGGAGGGUCAAGUCUCUCCUGUUCAGCCUCGGCAGCGCCAUCGACCUGCGCAAGCUCGACUCGCCGUUCCGCACGGUGGGUGUGGAAAUCCAAUUUUCAUCGUGA